GGUCGAAGAGAACUUAAUGAUCGGAAUACCAGCACCUGAAGACUGGACGCAUGAGGUUGUUCUGAGUCUCCAGAUUUGCUGAUGCCAGUUCGUCUUUCAAGCACAACCAAUAGGAAGCAUGAAUGGAAGCCAAAUUCCAAACUCCACUGGGAAGAUCCCAAGUCAUCAAGCCACCACAGUUCAAUAUGCACUGCAGAAUGGAACCGUCUUGCAGCAGACUGGUGUUGUACAGAACAGCACCGGCGUACAGCUUGUGUACGCACCUGCCGUUCCUGUUUACCAACUGACGGGGUACUGUUUGCAGUCGCAGCAGGCAAAGGUGUAUGUCAUUCAGCAGCCGCAAGCCCAACCCUGUGUGCCUGCACUGGCCAGUGGUAGCCCUGGCCAGGCAGGGCAGCAGCAACAGAACAACGACAGUGCCUCCCAUUCCUUCCCUGUAACUCAGUCUCGACCAGAGCCUCCAAGUGAUCCAGAGCAAGCACAGGUUCCUGCAAAUGGACCACCCAGCAAUGUAUCGGCAACUGGCCAAGAGCAGCAAGGUGUUGGGCAGCUGGUGCAACUGGAAAAGGACAGUAUUGGUGGUGGUAGUACCUCCCAUUCACACUAUAGCAAAGCAGGGUUGGAGAAUUCCCUUGCACCUCCGGGUAAUAGAUUGUCCAUGUUAGGCUCUCUGCCCGCCACUUUAACCAGUUCUACCAAUUCCCCUAUUUUGUUGGCAGUUUCGGAGAACGGCAUCUUUAACAAUUCCACAAACUUAACAGUGACACAACCAGCCCUUUCUGUUUCUGUAAGGCGACAGUCAGAUACCUCAAUCAAGCUACCAAGUUUAUCUAGUGUGAUGAUGAAGAAAAGUUCUUCAGCACCUCCAAAGGCCAAUAGAAACAAGAUGGUCACAGCAAUGUCUUCUGUGCCUACUGUUAGUCAACAAUCUGUGCCUUCUGAAGGUAUGAGUGUCCUUGCACCUGAAAAGCAUAUGGAUGUUUCCUCACACAUAACUAGGAUCUCUAGAAACGAUUUGAUAAACCUAUCAAUUGCCAAUCGUGCCAAGAACACAGCUCAUGCUGGUAUGAAUUCGACGCCUACAAAAGGUCAAUCUCAUGCUGCUCAGAGAAGGACCUCUUGCACUCAGACUCAAGCACAGAAGGCGCAAGAGCAGAAGGCACAAACACAAAGUCACAAGGCUGUGGCUAUUGUUCCACCAUUAUCAAAAGAGUGUGCUGAUGGAAGAGACGAACGACAAACAUCUGAACCAUUAAAAAUGCAGCACAUUCGAGGGCCUUCUGGAGAAAAAACAGUAGAAAUGUUCAAGGCGGGUGAUUUUAGUGCAAUCAAUCCUCCAGUAUAUCAACAGUCUGUUGAUGACAAGUGCAAUGUGUGUGUUGAGGAUGAUCCUUUAGUCCAACAAGAGCAAAAAAAACUACCUGAACUGUCUGUGGAAAAGACACAUGGGGCUAAAACAUUGUCAGGCUUAAUGAUGUCUGAUACUUUUUUCUUACAAACCCCCACAACCAAUUUACAUGAGCCCAAACCGUCUACAAAAAAGACCCUCAGCCAGAAGGAGUUCUGUGGAGAAAGGGCAGCGAAAAUAUCACUGGAAUCGUCAAGACUUGAAUCACGAAUCAUGAAUCACAAAAGCACACAUGCCACAGGGGUUGAUGAGCACAAGGUGGAUUCUCUGCCAUCAACAAAGGGAAAUGAGGAGAAAUCUACCCAAAGUCCAACAAGGCCAGCCAAUGCUCAACCCGAUGAAACCUCUCUCCAUUUGGCUACUUUGGCUGAACCUGUACAAUCCAUAUCGCCCACACCCUUUAAAUGUAGUGUUGGGAUGCUGAAAGAAUUGGUUGCUGAUCUUGAAGCAAAAAACACGGCAAAUGAAGUAAUGGAGCAAAGUACCAGGUCUGGCAGUCCAAACCUUGUGAGGUCCUUACUUGAUAUUUACUGGGGUGGAAGUGCGCGUAAUUACCAGGCUGCAAGGGCAGAAGGCAUUCAUAAGAUAUUGAAAAACGUCUCCAUGUUCACAGGGGCAGAUGACUUUGUGUUUGACUGCAUGAACACAGAUAUUUCUUCUCAGUUAGAGGAUAACGUCUGCGUUCUCAAUGGGGACCGUGAUGUUGACACGGCAGAAGUUACUGUUGAGUCACCUCCUAAGGACAUUGGAGAAGAAAUCAAGAGACUUGCUGAGAACAGGUCCAGCUCGGAAGCCUUGGGUCCUUUACUAACAGAAUGCCCUGAAACCUCUAGUCCUUUACAAACAGGAUGUGCAGAAAUAAUGGGUCCUCUACCAACGGACUGCUCUAAAACCUCCAUGCCUCCAUUAACAGAGCGCCCUGAAACUCCUAGGCCUUUGCCAACAACGUGCUUUGAACCCACAAGUCCUGUACAAACAGAGAGCCCAAAAACUCCCAGGUCUUUACAAACAAGAUGCUUUGAACCCAUAACUCCUGUAAGAACAGGAUGCUCUGAAACAUCUUUGCCUUCACUAACAGAGUGCCCUGAAACCCCUAGGCCUUUACAGACAAGAUGGUUUGAACCCAUAAGUCCUGUACAAACGGAAUUCUCUGAAAACCCUAUGCCUUUACGAACAGAGCGCCUUAAAUCUCCUAGUCCCGUAGAUCCUGUACAAACAAAAGGCUCUGUAACACCUCAUCCUUUACUAACAGAACACCUUUCCACCCCUUCACCUUUGCAGACAAAUUGCUUUGAACCUGGUAGACCGUUACUAACGGAAGACAUGACGGGGCACGAAGUGAAUGACACUCUUUCACAUAGUCCCAGAUCCCCUUGUAUAUCUCCAGUUAACAUCACUCUUGUACCGGCAGAGGACAUAGAGUGGCUGUUUAAUAGUGGGAAAGAUGACCAAAUGGCACUCAACAAAGAGCCCUUCUCACCCCCAUUGAGCAAUGAAGGACAAUCGGAUAGUGUUUUGAAAGACAUAAAGGUGACAGUUUGUUCAGUAGACCAGGUCAAAUCUAUUUUUGAGCUGUUUGAAGAUGGUCUAGAGCCCUCGUCUAAAUCUCCUGACCAAUCAACCAUGUGUACAGGUGAAAAAACAGAAACCUCAUUGUGUAGUAAUGUGGCACCGUGCAGUUCUGGCUCGGACAAAUCAUUUAUCGAGAACACAAAAACUGUGUCGGACAAUAAAGCUGCACCUUGCAGCACCGGUGUGGGAAAAUCAACCUUGUUGGACAUUGCCCCAUGUCCUUCCAACUCGAGCAAAUCUGUUGAUAAGAACACGAAAACCAAAUCAGUUGGCCAUUGUGUUGAUCGUCACCUCCUCUCUGUACUAAAAAAGAAAACACAGAAACCGUUGUUCAAAAAGGCACUCAGCUCAUACAUAAAAGAGAAUACCAGGGUCCCUCAGAACAGCAGGCAGAGUGAAAGGCCGUCCAUAGCAACAGUAUCUCCCAAACAGACUAAGGUCAAAGGUCAGAUUGUGUCACCAAAUGACCGGAAAGGCUCAUGUGCCACAACAGGACUGGACUUUCAAGUCAAAAGGAAAUUAUGUGAACAUAGUGAUGAGGUUGUCCAUAGAACUGCAGAGAGCCACUCUACUGGUUCACAGGACGACAGAACCUUAAAUACUGAUGUAAAACUGAAGCGGCACACAAGUCCAGUCGACACCUCUCACAGUAGUUCCACAAAGAGACCUUGCAAGGAGGCCUCAUCCCCAAGUCCUGUCUCAAAAACACCUGUCAAAACCGUGGACAGCAGGGACCAUUUAACGACCAAAGCUUUUUUGUACUCUCCUGCAGAAACGUCCGCCAAAAACAAGGUGAAACAAAAUUGGGCAACUGCUUUUGUGCCACUUGUUAGGUAUAAGAAACCUAGCUGAUAUUGGACGAAUGUUUUGUCCAAUUAUGUUUUUUAAUUCAUACGAUUGUACAAUUGUAAUUCAUGUAUUCUAAAAGUAUAUGCAAUGUGAGGCACCCCCAUUUAUCUUCUUUCUUUUCACUCAUUUUCCGUUUUUUUUUUUUUUUUGGUAUUUUCAUCCAUGACUCUUUCUAAACUUGUUUUUUUAUUCACUGGGAAAUAUUACGUUGUCAAUGGAAAUGAAUUCUACUUUUGUGAACAUUUAUACGAGCUAUUAUCAGUGUUAGAUCGAAAAGCAUGCUAUUGUUUUGUUAUCAGUAUUAGAUCGACCAGUAUGCUAUUGUUUUGUCCAAAUAAAUUGAUAUUGAAAUGAAGUGUUA
Molecule: messenger RNA, 4190 nt
Organism: Engraulis encrasicolus (European anchovy)
Lineage: Eukaryota; Metazoa; Chordata; Actinopteri; Clupeiformes; Engraulidae
Exons: 2
Coding region: 119-3832 (1237 amino acids)
Source: RefSeq, a predicted model, not a curated record